CCAGCUGUGGGUGCGUCACAAAAACGUGUUAGGUGCCAUUGCUGCGGCCCACAGAACGCUUAUCCAGCAUAUACUCUACGCCAUCCUCCCGAUUCUCUCUGGGAUCACUUCCUUUGUAGCUUCUCGAAGGACACGGCACUCACCCCAUUGUAGAAUGGGGAAGAUAACGGUAUUCUGUCUCAUCUCAGGCUGCACCCCCGAAAUUCCCCACAGAAUUCGAACUUAUCAGGACUACCAACCUCCUAAUUCGGUGGGACGAUUGGUAUCACAAGCUCUCAGCGAGCUAGGGACGGAGGAGGAGACAGUAAAUGACGUAACGGCUAUUGGAGACUUCGAUGCACAUGAAAAUCAAGAUUCAGGCGGCGGUAUCCCAAAGGAAAUCGCUCUUGGUACCCCGGACUUUCGGAUCAGUGCUCUCCGACACUGCCGAGCAGGUGGUAGUUGGGAACACGGCGCCGUGGAUGGGCCUUUCGGUCUUAACGGGAAGGCAGAUGCACGAGGCCCCUUCCUCGUCUCAUUUGGUGCGCUUUUGAUGGUCCAAACCUUCGCUUUGCCCAUCCUGCAUCUCGCGACGCACGGUAGGGUCACACCCGCGCGCCUGUGGCGCCUCGCGGUGCACCAAGGGCACUCCGAUCUCAGUGGGGACUGUAGCGGGCUAGUAGACGUUGACUACGGCGAGAUCAGUGAGCAACGAGAACAGUACCCGGAUCCUAUACCUUGGAUGAAUGCAGAAGCGGUGAUUUCUCUGGAAGAGUUGGGGGACGUGCAAGCCAUCAAGGAGACCAUUAUUCAUCGGGGAGGUUUCUGGAUGUGGAUGAGUCCCGAUAGUUUUCCGAUAGAACUGGCAUCCUGCCGCGAUGACCCUCCACUCACCUUGAUCGAGCCACCGAUGGCCGGCACCACUUUAUCUGCUGUUGAGAGCCUGCCGUGUGAGCUCCUCUGCGCAAUCACAGAACAGCUUCCGAUGACUUCUUUAUUCUCUCUUUCGUCUACGUCACGCACUCUACGAGCUAUACUGCUCGGCUCGGAAGCUGGUCGGAACGCAAUAGCGCGAGGCUGGAUUAUGAAAAGCGCACCGUGGUACAUUCCCGUUGCUACAUCCCGAGAUUACGAGCCACACUUUGAGAUGGGCCAAGUUUGCGACCCCUGGGCGUACAUGAGGAGAUGCCUUUCGAGCGGCUCAAUGCGGAACAGAGUGCGCAUCUGGAAGGCCGCAGAGCAGAUUGAUAAGCUCGUUGGCCAGUUGUAUGUGUAGAGAAAUUUGAUAGCAAUUUGUUGAGUUGACGACAUUAAACUGAUACGACGUGCUGUGAUUCAGCCAUACGAACUUCAUCGUUAAACGUGUAGAUUAUCCAAGGUUCCAUUUCUCUCAGCUGAGGGCGAUGCUGUAAUCGUCUGGUAUCAUUUAUCAUUUCUUGCGAAAACGCACUACGAUUACAAUUAUGGAUCCCCG
Messenger RNA from Coniophora puteana RWD-64-598 SS2, 1453 nucleotides. RefSeq lists its product as uncharacterized. Gene Ontology annotation, molecular function: protein binding. The transcript has 5 exons. Lineage: Eukaryota; Fungi; Basidiomycota; Agaricomycetes; Boletales; Coniophoraceae. Bases 155 to 1255 code for a protein of 366 amino acids. The record is from RefSeq and is a predicted model, not a curated record.